AUGGCAUCUGAAGGAAUUACUGAGAUUGACUCCGGCUUGAUCGAGUCAAACUACGACCAUGUUGUCUACAAGUUCGAUGACUUGAACUUGAAGCCUAACAUUGUUCGAGGCAUCUUUGGUUACGGUUACGAAACACCAUCGACCAUUCAACAAAGAGCUAUUUUGCCCAUCACCGAGGGUAGAGAUGUUUUGGCGCAGGCUCAGUCCGGUACUGGUAAAACCGCUACGUUCACCAUUUCCGCCUUGCAAAGAAUUGAUGAGAACGAGAAGGCCACGCAAGCUUUGAUCUUGGCUCCCACCAGAGAGUUGGCUUUGCAGAUUAAAAACGUCAUCACUUCGAUUGGGUUGUACUUGAAAGUGACAGUGCACGCGUCGAUUGGUGGUACUUCCAUGAGCGACGAUAUCGAGGCUUUCAAAUCGGGCGUCCAGAUUGUCGUUGGUACCCCAGGUAGAGUCUUUGACAUGAUUGAAAGAAGAUACUUUAAAACCGAAAAAGUCAAGAUGUUCAUCUUGGAUGAGGCCGAUGAAAUGUUGUCCUCUGGAUUCAAAGAGCAAAUCUACAACAUUUUCAGAUUGUUGCCUGAAACCACUCAAGUGGUCUUGUUGUCUGCUACCAUGCCCCAGGAUGUCUUGGAAGUCACCACCAAAUUCAUGAACAACCCGGUGAGAAUCUUGGUCAAGAAGGAUGAAUUGACCUUGGAAGGUAUCAAGCAGUUCUACAUCAACGUUGACCUUGAAGAGUACAAGUUCGACUGUUUGGUUGAUUUGUACGACUCCAUCUCCGUGACACAAGCCGUCAUCUUCUGCAACACCAGAUCAAAGGUUGAGUUUUUGACCAACAAGUUGAGAGAAGAGAAGUUCACUGUUUCCGCCAUCCACGCCGACUUGCCCCAAGUUGAAAGAGACACAAUCAUGAAAGAAUUCAGAUCUGGAUCUUCAAGAAUCUUGAUCUCGACCGACUUGUUGGCCAGAGGUAUCGAUGUCCAACAAGUCUCCUUGGUUAUCAACUACGACUUGCCAGCCAACAAGGAAAACUACAUCCACAGAAUUGGUAGAGGUGGUCGUUUCGGUAGGAAAGGUGUUGCCAUCAACUUUGUCACCGACAAGGAUGUUGGCGUCAUGAGAGAAAUUGAGAGAUUCUACUCUACUCAAAUCUCCGAAAUGCCUGCUGACAUUGGUUCACUUUUCGCUUAA
Molecule: messenger RNA, 1194 nt
Organism: Lodderomyces beijingensis
Lineage: Eukaryota; Fungi; Ascomycota; Pichiomycetes; Serinales; Debaryomycetaceae
Source: the annotation of a GenBank genome assembly